AUGAUUAGCAAUCAACAUGAGCAGACUGCCAUAGCAACGCCCCUCGGCGGCCGCUGGACUCCGACCUUCACCUUGCCUCAGCCCUCAACGGCUUCGUCUGGAAGAAACGAAUUACUGAUCGAACGGUUAGUUCUGCGGCAUCUAGUGUAUAAGGUGACCCCUAGAAGGGCGUUCUUUAUUCAUGGGGAGCUGUUUACAACACUUUGUUCAGCGAGAAGGGUAAUCGAAUCACCAUUGAAACGUCUCGUAGGGGAAGUCGAUUGGAACCCCUGA
Messenger RNA from Danaus chrysippus (African queen), 273 nucleotides. Lineage: Eukaryota; Metazoa; Arthropoda; Insecta; Lepidoptera; Nymphalidae. The record is from the annotation of a GenBank genome assembly.